GAAACACAGAAUUGUACAACCCACCUAGGCAGCCAAUCAAGAGAACCGAACAAAUAGCCAAGUACCCCGCACGCGACCGACGUCUUGACAGCUCACAACAGCACCAAGUCAGUCCUUCACGUCACUACUCUUUCAGCUGCAUUCCUCCGGUUGGCCCAGACCAGAUCGAUCCAUCGUCAGAUAUCCGCACGGUUCGAAAACGCGAAAUGGUUAACGGAAGCGCCGGAGCUGGCGAUCGCGUCGCGGAAGAACCGAAAGGCAGCAAAUUGGUUGUCGGCCUCGACUUCGGAACUACGUAUACAUCGGUUGUGUUUGCGCAUUCCGAAAGCCGACAGGACAUAAAAUUCGUCCAGACAUGGCCGGGCGCCAGCGUCGGCGCGAAUUCGGCGAACCAAGUGCCAACCGAAAUCGAAUACACACCGGAGGGCAUCAGAUGGGGCUAUGAGGUUUCCAGGAGCAGGCCGACGCCAGGAUCAGGCCCGCUGAAAUGGUUCAAGCUUCUGCUGCAGCAGGAGUGCCACGACGGGGGUGCUGGGUCUGGUUCCAAAGCCCGGCGGUCUACCCACCGGGGGAAGCACGAAGGAUCGAGGUGGGAUACCCGCGGUAGCGGAGCGAAAAGAUCGACAACGGUGGAUGAGGCAUUGAAAAGGUUGAGUGUAUCCAGCUCUGCGGAGCCAACUCGGCCACCAUCCCAAAUUGCGACGGCGUCUUGCGCCACUUCAGUCGAUUCUGCACGCGAGAUCCUAAAGGGGCUGGAUAUCAGAAUCGUGACGGUGGAUUUGCAAUCCAAGGUGGAAUGGGUUCUGACAGUGCCCGCAAUAUGGAGCGAUUCCGCGAAGGAUCUGAUGAUCCAAGCUGCAAGGAAGGCGGGGUUUGGCGAACGGGGCAUGGAUUUUGAGCUCAUCAGUGAGCCGGAAUGCGGCGCUACGUACGCGCUAAAUGUUAUCCAAUCGAAUAAUCUCUCGCUUGGGGAUGCCUUUGUCCUAUGUGAUGCUGGAGGGGGGACGGUUAUCACCGGGAAUAACCCCUUACAAGUGGACGAGGUCGUGGCUGGCACAGGUGCCCUUUGCGGAAGCACUUUUCUUGACAAGAACUUUGAAGACUACAUGCGGCGGAUUCUGGGGGAUGAAACCUUCGAUGCUAUGAUGCCGAGGUCAAGAGCGGCGAUGAUGCGAUCUUGGGAGGAAACGGUCAAAUUCAAAUUCGGAAACGAGGCACCGUUCUCAAAUUACGAUAUAAACGUUCCCGGCGUGGCCGAUAACGAAGAACUGAAAAUCGGUGAAGGAUGGCACAAUAUGCAAUAUGAGGACGUUCUGAGUAUCUUUGAUCCCGUGAUAGAUCAAAUUGUCGCGCUCGUGUCUCAGCAAGUCAAGGACGUACGCGCAAAGGAGGAAAGGGUCAAGGGAAUCCUUCUCGUCGGUGGUUUCGGCUCCUCCGGGUACCUCUUGAAACGUCUUGAAGGUCAUACUUACCGCGGCAAGAGGAUCAGUGUGCUCCAACCCGUGAACGCACAAACCGCCAUAGCGCGCGGCGCGCUCCUCCGAGGGUUUGACGGCUCCAUCGUGAUGGCAAGACGUGCCACAAGGCACUACGGAAGCAGCUAUAACAGCCGAAACUGCAGCUUACCAGAAGCACUGGGUCAUAUUUACAGAUGUCCGUAUGAGGACGUCUUGAAGGUUUCUGAUAAGAUGCACUGGUACAUUGUGAAGGGCACGGCAAUCGGCCAAUCCCACCGAACCUUUCGCCGCCACGUCCGUGCCCCACCCGGCGAGGAGCCAGAUUUCAAAUUCGAGUCGCACCUCUACGCGUGCGAUCUCGACGAUGCCCCUGUCUACAAAUGGCAGAAACGGCCAGCCGUCUAUCGCGUGGGUGAAUUGAUCUCGGACCUCGGAUCCGUCCCCCGCCGCAAAUUCGUGAAGAGUAGCUGCACAAAUGGCGAUACGCUCUAUCGUGUGGAGUUCAAACAUCGCAUGACGCUGGUGAACGAGGUCUGGAAGUUCGAGUUGAUAUUUGACGGACAAUGCUAUGGGGCUGUGAAUAUACAGUACACCUAAGCUUGCUGGCAUCUGGCUCUGUCGUACCUUGUAUGUGUCGGUGAAGGGAUCUUUUCGAAUGUCCUCGAGCACCAAGCAGGGCGGCGGGCGAGUGAUCGGUCAUGCGAUCGACUAAGGUGAUCGACUCAAUGGCCGACUCGACGAUAAAUGAUCGACUAGUGAUAUCUCGAGGGGAUAUAUCAUGGCAUGACGUUGGAAUCCAC
Tricharina praecox is the source of this 2257-nucleotide messenger RNA. RefSeq lists its product as uncharacterized. NCBI's taxonomy places the organism in Eukaryota, Fungi, Ascomycota, Pezizomycetes, Pezizales, Pyronemataceae. The record is from RefSeq and is a predicted model, not a curated record. The coding region runs from base 207 to 2054 and encodes 615 amino acids. The transcript has 14 exons.